Messenger RNA from Drosophila simulans, 846 nucleotides. Its product is annotated as seminase. The record is from RefSeq and is a predicted model, not a curated record. The transcript has a single exon. Gene Ontology annotation, biological process: proteolysis. Gene Ontology annotation, molecular function: serine-type endopeptidase activity. Lineage: Eukaryota; Metazoa; Arthropoda; Insecta; Diptera; Drosophilidae. Bases 1 to 747 code for a protein of 248 amino acids.
AUGGCGACGCUAUGGCUCGUGCUCCACCUGAUCCCACUUUGCUGGGCGGCCAGCAACGAGGCCAACAGUCGGAUUGUGGGCGGUGUACCGGUGGACAUCGCUAGUGUGCCCUACUUAGUGAACCUACGCAUCGGUGGCAACUUUAUGUGCGGCGGUUCAUUGGUUACACCCCAGCAUGUUGUCACCGCUGCCCACUGCGUCAAGGGAAUUGGCGCUUCUCGUAUCCUAGUCGUUGCCGGGGUAACGAAACUUACGGAGACGGGUGUCAGAAGUGGUGUGGACAAGGUUUAUACCCCAAAGGCUUACAACACCCGCACCCUCACCUCAGACGUUGCUGUUUUGAAACUAAAAGCUCCCAUCAGCGGUCCCAAGGUGUCCACCAUUGAGCUGUGCAAUGCCAGCUUCAAGGCAGGCGAUCUGAUCAAGGUCUCUGGCUGGGGACAAAUCACGGAGCGCAACAAGGCGGUUUCAAUGCAGGUGCGCAGCGUAGAUGUGGCGCUCAUUCCCCGAAAGACCUGCAUGAGUCAGUAUAAGCUGCGCGGAACCAUCACCAGCACCAUGUUUUGCGCCUCAGUGCCGGGCGUCAAGGAUUCCUGCGAAGGCGACUCCGGAGGACCUGCCGUAUAUCAGGGUCAACUAUGCGGAAUUGUGUCGUGGGGUGUUGGAUGCGCACGAAAGAGUUCGCCGGGAGUCUAUACCAAUGUCAAGACUGUUAGGAGCUUUAUCGACAAGGCUUUGGGCAUGUAGACCCCAAUAGUACAAUUUUUAGAUGCUUAAUUAGGCAUAGAUAUCUGAAUUAAAGGAAAAUGUAACCUGUUCCACUAAUAUAAGUUGGAUUACAUUUUA